Durio zibethinus is the source of this 2142-nucleotide messenger RNA. RefSeq names its product MLO-like protein 1. Lineage: Eukaryota; Viridiplantae; Streptophyta; Magnoliopsida; Malvales; Malvaceae. The record is from RefSeq and is a predicted model, not a curated record. Gene Ontology annotation, biological process: defense response. Gene Ontology annotation, cellular component: membrane.
UUAUUGUCUUUGUAAAAUAUAUAUCAUAGGCGCAACACGCGUCCGAACGUUAAUUGCGCUAACCCUUUUCAAACUAACGCACAAAUUUAUAUGCCAAAAACUCAACAUAAUCUCAGCUUGUCAGCUGUCAUCACUCUCACUCUUUAUUUUCUCAUUUUCUUCAUUGCUGUCUGCACGUUCCAUUUACAUUAAAAAAAAAAAAAAAAACACAGAAGAAAAACAGAGUGGUGGGAAUAUGGCAGGAGGAGGAACAACCUUAGAAUACACCCCAACAUGGGUGGUGGCUGUUGUCUGCACUGUCAUCGUUUUCAUUUCUCUUGCUGCUGAAAGAAUCCUUCAUUUCUUUGGCAAGUAUUUGAAGAAAAAGAAUCAGAAACCUCUCUUCGAGGCGUUGCAGAAGAUCAAAGAAGAGUUGAUGCUGCUGGGAUUCAUAUCACUGCUGCUGACAGUGUUCCAAGACAGGAUUGCCAAAAUCUGUGUAUCAAAGGAUUUGGCUAAUCAGUGGUUGCCUUGUGAGGAAAAGAAAGAACUAACCACGGCACACUUUCAGACCCUUUUCUCAUCCUUUCUACCUAAUGGUUCUGGCCGUCGUCUUCUUGCUGAGGCCUCUGAUCCUGCUGCCUACUGUACUUCUAAGGGAAAAGUUCCAUUGUUAUCCACCACGGCAUUGCAUCAUCUUCAUAUAUUCAUCUUCGUCCUAGCUGUUGUACAUGUAACUUUCUGUGCUCUAACCAUUCUUUUUGGAAGCACAAAGAUCCAUCAAUGGAAAAGUUGGGAGGAUUGUGCUAAGGAUGUGGAAUAUGAUCCGGAGGGAGUUGUGAAAACAAAGAUCACCCAAGUCCAAGAACAUGAUUUUAUCAGGAACCGCUUCCUUGGUAUUGGAAAGAAUUCAGAGUUACAAGGAUGGGUGUAUUCUUUUUUCAAGCAAUUCUAUGGAUCUGUGACCAAAUCGGAUUAUAUUACACUAAGACUAGGCUUCAUCAUGACUCAUUGCAGGGGAAAUCCAAAGUUUAAUUUUCACAAUUAUAUGAUGCGUGCCCUUGAAGCUGAUUUUAAGAAAGUUGUUGGGAUAAGUUGGUACCUUUGGGCAUUUGUUGUCAUUUUCCUGUUGCUGAAUUUCGUUGGUUGGCAUACGUAUUUUUGGAUAGCAUUCAUUCCCUUCAUUCUUUUACUUGCUGUUGGCACCAAGUUGGAGCAUAUAAUCACACAAUUGGCCCAAGAGGUAGCUGAGAGACAUAUAGUGGUCAAAGGGGAAUUGGUAGUUCAACCUUCAGAUAACCAUUUCUGGUUCAAUAGGCCCCGGCUCAUUCUCCGCCUUAUUCACAUUAUCCUAUUCCAAAAUUCCUUUGAAAUGGCAUUUUUCGCCUGGAUAUGGGUGCAGUACGGUUUCAACUCAUGCUUGAUGGGGCAAGUUCGUUUUAUUAUCCCCAGACUAGUUAUAGGGGUGUUUGUUCAGUUCGUCUGCAGUUAUAGUACCCUGCCGCUAUAUGCAUUUGUCACACAGAUGGGAAGUUCGUACAAGAAGGCCAUUUUCGAAGAACAUAUUCGCGAAGGGCUGGUUGGUUGGGCUCGGAAGGCAAAAAAGAACAAAAAGGGCAAUGCUUUAAAAAGGACCGCCAAUGGCUCCAGCCAAGUUGGUCCGAAAGAGGAGUCUCCUCUGGUAUUUGAGAUGGCGGAGAUAGAUGAAAAGGAGUCUGUAGUAUGACUAUAGAACUAUACAGAUUGAAUCAGAACUCUAAUAUAGAGAAUUGACAUCUUGAGAUUAGAGGUGGCAAUAUAACAUCUAUUGCAAGUGUCUAGCCUUCUAGUUUUGGUGCUGGGCUAUAUAAUGUUUUUUGGCUUAAGUAUUUGGAAAUUGCUACUUCAGUAACCAGCUGCUUUGUAGUUAUUCUUUUUCUGCCAAUCGGCUUAGAUGCAACCUCUUCUUUCAUCUGCUAAGCUGCAGCCAUUGAGGAUAAAGUCAAAAUAUCAUAUUGCUGACACAGCAUCAUACUCCAUAGUUCAAUAAUAACUAACAAUUUGUGUUCAUUAAUGCAGCUAUCCGUUUAUGUUCAUCUGAUUUUCUUCUUCCAGAAAGAGAACAUUCUUUUGGGUGUUGAAUUGCUUUAACAAUCCUUCAGUCAAACAUAUAAAAAAUUCAGA